AUGUCAGAAAACAAGCUAUCGUUGGAUGUAAAACGUGCUAAGAACGGACAGAUCCCUAUAAGUGACCUCGAAUUGGCUGUUAAACGUGUUAAGAGAGUAAAACGCUGUGAAAAGAAGAACAAACCUGUGGUAGCAUGCCAGACGUGUCGUAAGAAGCACUUGAAGUGUCCGGGAGGCGAGCCCUGCGAGCGUUGUAGUAAUAGUGGAGCCAAUUGUGAGUAUGUAGAACCAUCUAAGAAGAUCAUGGUGUCAGUGAAGUAUUUGUCUGAGCUGCAAGAAUCUAUCCAGGAGUUGAAACGAGAAAACGAGAGGUUAAAGGCUAAGAAAGGUGGCAUUUUGCCCUUGUUAGAUUCUGAAGAACACAAGAAACAUUCAGAUGCAGCUUUGUCGUAUGCUGAGGAUGAUGAAAAUGACGAUAAUAACAAUGAUAAUAUAGGUGAUUCUGCAGACGAUGAAAUCGCAUCUACAUUUGCACCAAGAACUGGUAGGAUCGUCGAGUUAUCAUUAGGGCAAGCAUUGUUUAUAGGUUCAUCGUCAAUGACUCUAUUUGGGUUGGAGAUUCAAUCGUUGAUUUCAACAUAUGUAACAAAUAAACAGUUUAAACCAAUGCCAAUGUUGAAAAGGGACAUUAUUACUUUACGACCAUCGACUCUGUACAGAGCAAUAAGCGGUACUCCUAAUAGUGUGAAACAUAUCAGAAAACUUGGAGCUUUGCAUUACAAAGUUACUUUUAAUUCAUCGGAAUUCUAUCACGCACCUCCAUCUUUAGAUUUGACCAUGCCUAGUCAUCCAUACGCGAUAAUGCUCAUAGAUAAAUUUAUAUCUUAUAAUGGUGGGUGCUUCUAUUUCUUUAAUGAAGGAAUGGUUCGUCAUGGAAUUGAGAUCGUUUACUCCGGGAAAACUAAUAGAAAACUUUACAAUAAUGCUACUUUACAAUUAAUAUGGCAUUGUAAGGUGUUUUUAAUAUUUGCUAUUGGGGAAGUAUAUAAUCGUACUGGACAGGAGACGCCAAAGGAUACAGAUGAUUCAAUGUUACCAGGUGCCAGGUGGUUUCUGCAGGCAUCAAAAAUUUUUAAUGUUGUUUUCUCGGGGGAACAUCUACAGUUAUUAACAAAAGAAGGUGGUAUUGAAAUUCUAUUGUUAUAUGCUUUUUAUUUACAAGUAGCUGAUAAUACUGUGCUGGCGUAUUUUUAUUUUGGUCAGGCUCUAAGAACAUGUUUGGUCAUCGGAAUGCAUGUCGAUUCACAAAGCGACACAUUGCCGAGGUUUCAAGUAGAACAUCAACGCCGUCUAUGGUGGACUGUGUACAUGUUUGAACGUAUGUUAAGUAGUAAGGCUGGUUUACCAUUAAGCUUUACAGAUUAUUCUAUCUCGACGGAAUUACCGGCAGAUUUUGACAUAUCUAACCCUCCAAAACAAUAUCGUCAUUAUACUUUCCCCGAGGCUGAAUGCCUAUCUAACUGUGUUAAGAUUGUACAGAUUAACGGAUAUAUAUUGGGACAAUUAUAUCAGAGACAACCAAAGGAUAACGUACUACCAAUAUUACGUAAUAUUAUUAAACAAUUGUUUCAAUGGAAAGCAAAUUUAUCUGUUCGAUGCCAAGUAGACUUUUCAGAUACAAAAUUAAAGGUAACGAGACAAUUAACGAACUUAUUUACAGAAUAUUUCCAAGGGAUCAACUUGGCAAUCAGACCUUUAUUAUUUCAUUUUGUAUCGAUUCAAUUGAAGACAUUCAAGGAUAAUAACACGUACUUGAAUCUACAAGACUAUUCAGACUCAACAACAAUGCUCUUAAAUUGUUCAUUACAGGCCUCAGUAAAUACAAUUAGAUCAUUCUGGGAGUUGAUGGUGCCAGAUGUGAUAGCUAUGUUCGGAUAUAUGGAUCGGGAAUAUCUAUUUACAUCAUCAUGCACUUUGCUAUUAUUUACGACAACAUUCGGUAUUCAUGAACAAACAUAUGAACAUUUGGAUCAUGCUUUGACUAUGUUUAAUAAGAUGAUCAGUCUUGGAAACAAUGCGGCAGAAUUGAGAAGAGCUCAAUUAUUGACAUUAAUGAUUAAUUUAGAUUUCCAUAACCUUUUAAAAGGAUUGAUAUUGAAACAUACAGAUAACGAUACAUCUACUUCACCCGAGACCAAUACUAAUAACAUCAAUGAACCUAAGGGAAACACAAAUCCUGUAAUUAACACCCCUGUCAACGAUACUAAAAAUACUACGACAUCUACCACUGCUGCAACAACAGUUGCAUCUCCUGAUAUUUUAAAUCAUGAACCUAUGUCUACACUUGACGACUUAAUUAAUGCAUCAAUGGCUCAAUCAUAUAAUGCCCCUCUGACGAUACAAGGGACGCGUAUCAUUGAAACAAAUACAAAUCAACUAGAUUCAACGACAGCUAUCAAUAUGGAUGAUGUUGAGCAUUUGUUAGACGAUAUGUUAAAAUCUAACCAGACAGAUAACAAGUUAUGGAAAGAUAUUACAGACCAAGCCAUGUGGCUAGGCAACACUUUGGAACCGUCGGGUUCCAAUACAGCAGAUCCUGAUCUAGGGACAUUUCCAUUAGAUGAAUAA
This is a messenger RNA of Maudiozyma barnettii, 2568 nucleotides long. It is a transcript of the gene PUT3, whose product is annotated as Put3p. Gene Ontology annotation, molecular function: DNA-binding transcription factor activity, RNA polymerase II-specific; zinc ion binding; DNA binding. Lineage: Eukaryota; Fungi; Ascomycota; Saccharomycetes; Saccharomycetales; Saccharomycetaceae. The coding region runs from base 1 to 2568 and encodes 855 amino acids. The transcript has a single exon. Gene Ontology annotation, biological process: DNA-templated transcription; regulation of DNA-templated transcription. The record is from RefSeq and is a predicted model, not a curated record.